Molecule: messenger RNA, 5490 nt
Organism: Schizosaccharomyces japonicus yFS275
Lineage: Eukaryota; Fungi; Ascomycota; Schizosaccharomycetes; Schizosaccharomycetales; Schizosaccharomycetaceae
Exons: 2
Coding region: 1152-4841 (1229 amino acids)
Biological process (GO): regulation of ARF protein signal transduction
Molecular function (GO): guanyl-nucleotide exchange factor activity
Source: RefSeq, a predicted model, not a curated record
CAAGCGUACUUUUUCGUUUUUUUAUCGGUAACUUUGCGAACAACAGAAUACGAGCCUUUUCCAAUUACAUCUCCAACGUCGUAUCCUUGAAGAACAUCGUAUACAGACUGGUUUACCUCUAAAUCCAUCAAGUUUUGUGAACUACUCAUGUCUGACUUGGAACAAGGUGCCUCCUAACAAAAACUUCCAAAAAAUGAGAUUUAAAGUGCAGAAAAGAAAUAUCUAUUUAAUAUAAGCUGACAAGCUUUGUGAACCAGACUUUCUGUUUCAAUACUGACUGCAAGUUGCAUAAUGAAGAUUUCUAUUUGUUGAGGAACGAAUUAUCAAAUAAUGAAGACACGAACCAAAGCAGCAACAUGAACUCUAUUUUCUCCUAUCUAUAAAUAAUUUAAGGAGUACUGCCUUUCUGGUUUCACAUUGCAAGGAUGCCCUACGUUGAUCUAGUUGAUAUAAAAAAAGACGUAAUUACUCAAGACAGCAAGAAUUGAGGAUUUUGCUGACAGAACGUUUGGUUUUAUGUUUGUCUUGUCGUUACACAAAACAUUGAGCUGUUACUCCUUCCCUGGAUUUCUUAGAAUGCGGUAUUCUGGUGUCUGUUUACUUGUUUACCAUAUGCUACUAAUGAUGUUCGUACGGUUUACUCGUCUUUUGUUUACAACUUCGUUUUCUUAAACGUUUGUUUACGUUUAUAUUAACAGACUAUAAAUUUCAGAAAGUUCCGCUUUUUAUUCUUUCCUCAAGCAAUUGCAGAAUUCCGAACGGAAGUUUUUCACCAAAGCCUUACUUUUUAAACAACUUAAAUCAUUCCCAUAAGCAAUAAUCCUUACAAACUCAACAACAAAAGUCAUUACUCGGUUCAAUUGAGUGAGAACUUCAAUUGCUAUUUUCUUGGAGCUCUUUGAAAAGUUCUGAAAUUAAACUAAAGUCGCAUUGUCCCAUCCGUUUCCAAUUAUAUUUAAGUAUUCACUUAUCAAGUAAUUGGCCAUUAUAUCCUACUUGUUCAUUACUUCAGGCUUUACUAUCAUUUGUAAAAAAAGUCUCAAUUAUAUACCUCAGCAACACGUAAGCUUUUCUUGCUUUUGUGAUUGCUUACGAACUACGUGUUAUUCAAUCCAUUCUCCUUCUCAAGUGAAACGAUUUACUGAUACAAUAUGUCAGAUAUGUCUACUGACAAUUUAACCGUGUCUCAACGGAUUGCUGCUUUCGAGCUGAUGAACGGCAAUGCACCUUCAAAAUUUGAGCUCAAAGCAAAAAGAGAUGUUGACACUGCGUGUCACGGAACAAGACCUUGUCAGUAUGGCUCUUCCUCCCAAGGGAGAAUUACGAGACGUCGCAGUGCCGAGUCUUCCGAACAAAUGAAAAGACUUAAAGCACUUGCUCUUUCUCAGUUCCUUAAUAAAUCUACGCCAAAAGAAACACUCUUAUUCCCCGAACGCGAAUUACCCCCUCCAAGAAAAAUCAAUCAUCAAAGACGAUCGACUGACUUUCCUGAACGCGAGUUACCUCCUCCAAGACGAACGCUUGAUUUUCCUGAACGCGAGUUACCUCCCCCCAGGAAAAUUAGCAUAAGUCGUUCUUUCGACGAGGGAAUGAAAACUCCGGAAAGAUUUCCUUACUUACAUGCGUCUCUAAACCAAUGCAUACCAUCAACCCCCAAGGCCACAAGCAUCGCCUCUUCCUCUGUGGUUAAGCAUGCGGAACCUGCCACAAGAGCUGCUGCUAUUGCAACUUUGGCAGCCAAGGGUGAAAGAACCGAGCAAACCAGCAAUUCUAAAUCGAAUUUUUAUGAGCCCGCCCUUUUCUCCAGUCCAGCAUUUAUCAAGUUUGCUGCUGGAAAACGGUCUUGUUCUGUUUUAAGUCCAAAGAAAACGGACAAGAGAAGACAAACUGAAUUUGAUAAACGAAGUGCUGAACGUGAACACACUUGGAGGGUUCAAGAACUUGAACGCCGUAGGGUGUCUCGGAGAUCAUUAGGGAAAAAAACAUUUACUGUUCCAAAAAACGAUUAUGCAAAUCAUGGUGCAGAUAUUAUAAAUACACCAUUGACACAAUCAACACAAAAGCUGGCUAAUGUGAUAAAUACUUCUUUAUCGAAGAGUAAUGAGCUCUUGAAAGAUAAAAAGAAUCAAAAUGCUAAUACCGCCGAGAUUACUGAAAAGGAAAUCGGGAAAAAAAAGCAGAAAAAGUUUAAGCGAGAAAAGAGGUCUUUUACUAAGGCGCUUAAGAAAACUUCAAAAUUCCUAUCUAACUUAAAGAACAAAACUUCUGAAUAUUUACAAGGCGGUCGAGUUAUCGACUUUGUAACGCCCGAACCCGAGAUUAUUUAUUGGGAGGUCCAGAAUGCGCGCGCUAAGAAGAACGCAAAUAUCCCCGUACAACCGAUUCCUGAAGAGUACGACCUUGAUUGCAAUGCUCCUCAUCCCCUCCGAGAAACCAACCUUUCUGAUCCCGAUUCUUUUCUUCGUUCCUCCUCAUCUUUGGUGAAUGAAAACAUUGGGGGAGGCAACAGAUGCCUCAAUGAUUUUAAAACUGUUGAAGGUGGUGAAAAAACCGAGCUAACUUCUGUUACCAACUCUGCCAACGGCCGCUGCUCAGUAGGUAUUUACUCUGACAGUAGUAGCUUUAAAGAUCAGUAUCACAUUUCAGAGGACACAAACCGUGAUUUUUCCUUAAGCAAUGAAGCUUUAUCACAUGCAGGAACGUUCGCCAUUCAGUACAGCGCAAACGUAAAUGACAACGAUGCUCCUUCCGCUGUUAUCGCUAGAGAUGUACAGGAUCUUAUUCAACCCUAUGAGCCAGAAAAGGAAUUACGUUUUGAUAUUGACAGUGAAGUCUUCGAUGAUGGGCAAAUUCAAACAACGAGAUCAAAUGAACUAAAAAGAUCGCUCUCUAAGUUAUCAGAUGAUAAGAAGAAGAAGCUUAAAACUGUGCAUUAUACAGAUGAAGUUUUAGGAUGUGAUUAUCUCGGUCCUCGCCCUAGAAUUCCUGUUCCACGCUGUCUUGCGGGAUUUCUUGAUCUUCCUGACAAAAGUUUUAAUGAGUUUUUUGAAAUUGUUUCUAACACAACUGUUGAAAAUGAACAGCAUAUGGUAAACUGCAUCUGGUCUUUACAAGAACACAAUUUCCUGAGUAAAGAAAUUACAAACUGGUUGGUUCGUGAUGGACAGAAAAUGGAAACUAUACGCGAGCUAUACCUGCAAAACUUUAAUUUUACGGACAUGGAUAUACUAGCUGCUUUUAAAGAACUUUCGGGAAAGCUAUACCUAAAUGGUUCUGUGACAUUCGAGUCACGAAUCUAUGAUGCAUUUGCCAAGCGCUGGUGCAAUAUGAACCUCGAUAUGGGUUUCUUAAGUCCCUCAACUGUUUCCAGUAUCAUUUACUCUUGUAUGAUGCUGAACAAUAAUUAUCAUAUCAAUGACAACAUUUUCAGACCGAAAAUUGAAAAGUCGGAAUUUAUACAAAAAGCACUACUGGAUGCAGCAAAGCAAUUACAGGAGAUACAUGAGGACUGCAAAAUUCCGAAGCAUCAACAAAGUCUACGCUUCAAAUCUUUAAGUAGAAUUAACCCAGCACAUCGCGAACGGAUACGCAUAGCUACAAAACUGAGCAAGGCUUAUUCAGUCCCAACAAUUAUCAUUGUCUAUAUUGAUUGUAUUCUUCGUGAUUAUUUUGACGCCAUUAAGGAAAAGGCUUUACCCAUUCCAGCUAAAGUUGCUAGUCUCUUAGAUGCUUAUGCUCUUACUGGCAAAAUGUUUGAGCAAAAGAGGCCAAGUAAUAUAUGUCGCUACCGCAAAAAGGAUUGUGCUACUACCGAAACUUUUCAAAAACUCACGAGGCAAAACGAUCUUCUUGAAAAUGAGGACGUGAGUGAUAAAAGUCAUUCGUCGAUACCUUAUCAAGCUAACCCGGUUGUUGAACUUAAUCCUGCCUAUGGUGAGCUCCCUGCGGCGCCAGAACCCGAGACAAUAGAUGGUCGUCCGCAUUUCCGCAAGUACAACUACGAGGAGUACGUGAAAGCUAUAAAAAAUGACAAGAAAAUACCUUGGUUAAAAGCCGGGGUUCUACAAUUUAAGAAGUUUUCAUCAAAAAACUGUUCGCUAAGCUCCGGUUCUUGGAAAGAGGCGAUGUUUUCUGUUAAAAAUGGACGUCUUGACAUAUAUUGUAUGUCCAAAAUUCAUACCGAUCGUGAUAAUGUGCAAACAUGGUUUAAGCAUGGCUCUAUCUACAAAACCAUUGAACUGCAAAAUACAAUAACUGAUAUGGACGUUCCUAAGCAUUUGAAAACUCGCAAAUCUUGUCUCCUUACUUUUAAUCGCCCUGAAGGUUCAUUUUACGUUUUAUCUUUACCAACAAUUUUGGAGCAAAAUGAAUGGCGCCAUGUACUCAACUUUAAUGCCGCCUUGAAUACAUCUGCUCGGCUUCCCCAUGAGCAGCCAAUGCACGAAUAUGGAUGGGGAUCCUUGUUGAAACAUGAAUAUAGUGCCGAGUCAGAAGGUCAAGUACGUGUUUACACUGACAACUCCAUUAAAAUUAGCAAAUGGAAGGUUCCUAGAGGUUGGGCUCAGCGCGAGAAACCACUCUUUAUUGGUCUUAAAAUCGAUGAGUAUGGAAAGCUUCUGUCACGCCUUAUGGGCGAAAUGAAAGAGUUUCAGGGGAUUCCAGCUUUAAUUGAAAAAAAACUGCUAAAAAACUCUAAAAAUUUUAAAACUGCUUUGGAAAACUGGGAUGCCAAAAUGGCUUAUAUGUUUGAACAAUACAGAAUCUUCAAGGUUUACUACGGAGUUCUUAAAGAUGAAUUUCAUUACAGAAAUGAACGUAACCAACUUCUCACUGAUAUUUAGGUAUGUGGUAUAAUUACGGAUUCAAAACUUUCCUUGCCCAAAAAAACUUUAAACUUAGAAUGCAUGUCUGCACACAACAAUGCAUCUUACAAAAACCAUUGAAAACACGCUAAAUGUGAAAAGUGUUUAAAUUCCCCGUGAAUACUUUUCUAUCAAAGUUAAAAAAAAAAAAAAAAAAUUACUGAAAAAUAAAGACUCUACUUAGGUGUCUCUAAAUUCUUAUUAAAAAAGUUGAAAAGAGAAAGCUUGAUGCAGCAAGUUAAUCUCAUAAAUAUUAAGAACAAGAUUUAAAAAGGAUGAAAUGUCAAAAAAGUUUAAGUCCGAACUUGCCUAAUCAUUUGAAUGGAAACCGAGAACAUGGGUGUUAUAAAAAAAAACGACAAAAAAAAAGGAAUAAUAAGUUGUGACGCUGUCUAAAGUGUCGGCUCCUGCUUUAAACCAAAGACAAAACGAAGAAAAUGUUAAACUUAAAAAAAAAAAAAAAAGAUAAUUAAAAGAAAGGGUAUUUAGCAACUUACUAUAGGCUCGAGUUUAAAGCAUUUGAAGGAAAUUACGAGCUCCCUUCUACAACGUAUAUUUAAGGAUUACUCAAACUGGUUGAAGUUUUGGAUAGGUCGCAAUAGCAAUAGCAUGUGGUUUUCUUUGUUAA